UGAUGAUGGCUGAUACUAGUUCUCAGCCAGAACCGCCAGCACCUCGGGAAAUCAGUAGCGAAUUUAAGAAGCCUGUUUUGCCGGUGCCUCUGGCAGUGCGGAGUAAGGCUCCGGCCUCCAAUCCCUCAGUUCCUGAGGAUGUGAAGACGGAAUGCCCCACGGAGCUGCUGGACUCCGGAUGUGGGGAGCCCGAGGCCCCGCUGCCUCAGCCGGACCGCGGGGAGACUGGGAGUCCACCGGCGGAACAGCUCCGCUCCCCGCGGGUAGCUCCUGCUUCUGGCGGUCCGGCCCGGGCCCCCCCAUACCAAGAGCCAUCGUGGGGUAGCCCAACCACGGCCCCCUACAGUCUCGAAACCUUGAAAGGUGGCACCAUUCUUGGCACCCGCAACUUGAAAGGGAUGAGCUGCUGCCUUUUCGGGAGACUUGCUAGCUGUGACAUAAGCCUGGAGCAUCCUUCUGUGUCUCGGUACCAUGCGGUGCUACAGCACCGGGGGUCGGAUCCCGACGGAGAAUCUGAUGGGCAUGAGCAGGGCUUCUAUAUCUACGAUCUGGGAAGUACCCACGGCACUUUCCUCAACAAAACUCGCAUCCCACCCCGCACUUACUGUCGAGUCCACGUUGGGCACGUUUUUCGUUUUGGAGGCAGCACCAGGCUCUUUAUCCUUCAGGGACCAGAGGAAGACCGAGAGGCAGAAUCUGAGUUAACAGUAACACAGUUGAAGGAACUGCGCAAACAACAGCAGAUGUUAUUGGAGAAGAAGAUGCUAGGUGAAGAUUCCGAUGAAGAAGAGGAAGCAGAUACCACUGAAGGGAAGAGAAAUGCUAGUGGUCAAGAUGAUGAGAUGGGCUGCACGUGGGGAAUGGGAGAAGAUGCUGUAGAGGAUGAGGCUGAAGAGAACCCCAUUGCCUUGGAGUUUCAGCAGGACCGGGAAGCCUUUUAUAUAAAGGAUCCAAAGAAGGCUCUCCAAGGCUUCUUUGACCGAGAAGGAGAAGAAUUAGAAUAUGAAUUUGAUGAGCAGGGGCAUAGCACUUGGCUCUGCAGGGUGAGAUUACCUGUGGAUGAUUCAACUGGGAAACAGCUGGUGGCUGAGGCCAUUCACUCAGGGAAGAAAAAAGAAGCGAUGAUACAGUGCUCCCUGGAAGCUUGUCGGAUCCUUGAUACAUUGGGAUUGCUGCGGCAGGAAGCAGUAUCUCGGAAAAGGAAGGCCAAGAACUGGGAGGAUGAAGAUUUUUACGACAGUGAUGAUGACACAUUCCUCGAUCGGACUGGCCUGGUUGAGAAGAAGCGCCUGAACCGCAUGAAGAAGGCUGGGAAGAUUGACGAGAAGCCAGAAACAUUUGAAUCACUGGUUGCAAAGUUAAAUGAUGCUGAAAGAGAACUCUCUGAAAUUUCUGAGAGGCUCAAGGCCUCCAGCAAAGUUCUAUCAGAAUCAUCAUCUCAGGAUUCUUUAGAUGCAUUCAUGUCAGAAAUGAAAUCAGGGAGCACAUUAGAUGGUGUGUCCAGAAAGAAACUUCACCUGAGGACUUUUGAACUAAGGAAAGAACAACAGAGACUUAAAGGGUUGAUAAAACUGGUAAAGCCAGCAGAGAUCCCAGAACUUAAAAAGACUGAACUUCAGUCUACAAAUGCAGGAAACAAAGCUAAAAAACUUGCAUUGCCUCUCUUUGGUGCCAUGAAAGGAGGAAGCAAAUUCAAAUUAAAAACUGGAACAGUAGGGAAGUUGCCACCCAAGCGACCAGAACUCCCUCCAGCUUUAAUGAAAAUGAAGGAUGAGCCUGAAGUAGAAGAGGAGGAGGAAGAAGAGGAAGAAGAGGAGAAAGCAAAGGAGGAGCAUGAUGAGCAGAUGGAGGAUGGAAGCAUUCGGCUCCCUCAAGGGACAGAGCUGGAAGCAGCAGUGCAGGAUCCAAGUGCUCCCACAGAUCCCUCUUGCUCUAAGGAGACAAAAAGCCAUGAAAACAUAUCUCAACUCAGCCAAGUGGAACAGAGUAAAGAUUGUCAAGAGAUGGGCAAAAUAAUGUCAUGCGCUGAGGAUCCUUCAGUAGUACCAGAGAAUGAAUAUAAAAAAGUCAGACAUGAGUUGAAGAAAAAGAAAGCUGCUGGUCCAAGCAAACUUCCACCUAUACUUUCUUCCAAAUACCCUGAGGAUGACCCAGACUACUGUGUAUGGGUCCCACCUGAAGGUCAAAGUGGAGAUGGCAGAACCCAUCUUAAUGACAAGUAUGGUUAUUGAUUGGUUCAGAGUUCCAAAGGAAGACCUGUGGAUUGCAGCAUAUCUGGGAUGACGUAUUACACCAUGGCCAGCGAAGUUCAGAUGACCGUUUGUAAAAUCUGGUGACUGGCUUUUCUUCUGUAUUCCUGACUUCCUAAAAUUGCCUGCCCAUUGGAUUCUCUGAAUGUUGGUUUUUGUAUAUAAGUGUUUGUAUAUAUAUGUAAAAUAAGAGACAUGACCCUAUUAUAAAAUGAGAAGGUGAUGAUGAUUUCCCCAAUGUUGAUUUAAAGUCAUAGCUUCCAAUAUAACUAAGGUCUUGUGCUAGUUCCUCUGCACUCUGGGUGACUCCCCCAGUGAAACUGGAUUGUCUUUUGAUUCGGUGUUGGAUGCCAGAACUGCUGAUGCAAAACAUCUUUCAUCUCAAGGGGAAUAAUAGAUAGUUUAUUCUUAGUCAAAUGUAAGGGUCCAUGGCUAAGGAACAUGGGUUCAGGUUGCCCCCAGGGACAUGGAAGUGGCUGUUUGAGCUUUUAUUAGUACAAAACAAAAGGAGGUCAUAGCUCAGUGCAUAGACGAAAUACACUGGUGGAGACUGCAGGUGUGGGUUACAGUAAAGUGGGGAAGCUCCACUCUAAGUCUCAGACACUAUCCAAUAACGUUCUUCACUUCUGGGCUGGUAGAAGCUGGUGGUCUACCAACAAUAUAUUCCAAACAUUGGUUUGUCAGAGGAUAGAGGGUCAGACGCAGAGGUGACAAUCAGUGUCUGUUAAAGUGACCAAAAUAGCCUAUGAUAAUUUGUCUCUGAUUUUGCAGCAUCCUAACUUUUCACAGUCGCAGAGUUCUAAUAAGGCAGUCACUCAGCCUGGGAGAAUGUUCAAUGUGGGUAUAGCUUUUUUCCUGGGAACUUCCAAUAACACUUCUGUUGGCUAACCAUUACAUUUUGUUCAUGCGUAGGCUAAAUACUUUUUUAGCACCAUGAUCUAACCAACUGAGCCAACUGGCCAUUCCAAAUGUUGCUUUAUAUCUGUUUCAUGGUGCUAUCAGACCUGUUCUAGAGACCUGAUAAAGAUGAAUCUGAGCAGGCAGGAGGCACUCUUUGGAGAGAGAAAUAAUUGUAAAAACAAUUACUAAAAAGCCUGGGACAUAUUAGUAUUGUUAGCCAUCAUUGCCUGGGUCUUACUCUUCUCUCUUUUUUUUUUUUUAUCCUCUCCAUCUGAUGUUUAUGCAGAUAUGAUAGGAAUACUAGAUCUACAAUUAAAAUAAGAACAGAGAAUGACCUAAAGAAGCAAAGUUAAGUCAGGCAUAAUGCAGGCCAUUUAUCCCAGCCCUUGGGAGGCAGAGGCAAACAGAUCUUUGUGAGUUGGAGGACAGCCUGUUCUACAGACAUAGUGAGUUUCAAGACAGCCAGGGCUAUACAGACAGACCCUAUCUAAAAAACCAAGAAGAAGAAAUGGUAAGGUUGUAGAUGAGGGAAACAGGCAUUUUAACCCUCUAAAACCUCUCUACCAUACUAUUCUUCAGCCAGACGGGAUAUGAUUUCAUUUCUAGUUCAUGAGGUUUUAUCUAUCUAUCUAUCUAUCUAUCUAUCUAUCUAUCUAUCUAUCUAUCUAUCUAUCUAUCUGCAGAAUUUCUCUGUGUAGCCUUGGCUGUCCUGGAACUCACUUUGUAGACCAGGCUGGCCUCCAACUCAGAAAUCCACCUGUCUCUACCUCCUAAGGAGAGUAUUAGGACUAAAAAUGUACACCAACAUGUCCAGCCCACUUUCUAAAUUUCUGUAGCACAGGAGGUGGUUAGACAUGUCUAAUAGGAAACCUUUGAUUUGAUUUGGGUUUAGCUCCUAUUUAUUUAGUUAUUUGUUUUCUGUGAGUUCAAUGUGGAAAGGAUGCUUAUAUGUUACUUUGGCCAUUUUAUAGGAUGCCUAGCAAUUGCUUUAUGAGGAAAUAAUUGAUUUCUAAAAUGGUUUGAUCCCAAAUUAGGAGACCAUUGAAAUACUGUUUUGCAAAAGGAAACUAAAAGCUUUAGUUAAUUUUGAAACAGUUUUUUUUUUUUUUUAAGAUUUUAUUUAUGUAUGUGCAUGCUCUAUCUUCAUGUACACCUGCAUGACAGAAGAGGGCCCCCGAUCUCACUAUAGAUUGUGAGCCACCAUGUGCUUGCUGGGAAUUGAACUUAGGACCUCUGGAAGAGCAGCCCAAGCUCUUAACUGCUAAGCCAUCACUCCAGCCCCUUGAAACGGUUUUUUUUAUAAUGUCAUUUGUUUAACCAUCAAUGCAGAUGAUUAAAGUGUAAAAGGAACUUUUGUUUUCCUGGUUCAAUUGUGGUCUGGGAGGCUUACUGCCUCUGUCUGCUAACCUAGGCAUAGUCCUGAAAGCUUCCAUAUGAUCUAAUCUAGGCCUAGAAUGUUUUUAGCCUCUGAGACUUACUGUUAAUAAGCCCAUCAUCUCUUGUUCUUUCUGCAUUCUGUGCUGGCGGGUUCAACUCAGCUGUUCUGGCUCAAGCUCCUCUGCCCGCUGACUUAUUCAAUCUGGCUUCUCUCUCACCCUCUGAAUUGCUCUGCUUGCCCUCAAAGUAUCUCCAACAGUCUUUUCUAAUCUUCUGGCUCCCUUUCAUUCUCUGGCUCAUUAGGUCUUCACCUGUGUGUAGCUUGUUCUCUCUCAUUUAGCCUCUCUCUGUAACUGUCCUGGUAAAACUGCCCCUUAAGAAGCUUCCCUUUCCUCUAUCUUCCCUGUCAAAUCUAUUUUGUCAAAUCUUCCCUGAUUUGUCACUUUUUCUGUCACUCAAUUAGACAUCACUUUCAAACAGACUUUCAUACCUUUAUUGUUUGAGAUUAAAGGCAUGUACCAUCCAAGCUUUUCUUUACCUGAAACUUGCUUUAUAACAGGCUGGCCUUGAACUCAGAUCUGCUUGCCUCUGUCUCCUGGAUUAAAAGUCUGUUUGUAUUCCAGCCCGAUCACACAAACCUGGAAUGUUAUCUUAGGCCUUCGGAUGUGAUCUCUUUCCAGAAUAGCCAUGUUCUAAAUUAAAAUUCCUCUACCAAAUACAUGGGCCAAAUAGUUAAUAUUUGAUCAUUAGAUCGGUUCUACAGUUGCCAUGCAGUUUAUCAGGAACACCCCAGUAUGAGGUCUGCAAAGGACAGGCAGGAAGGAAGCAACGGCCUUCUAAAACAAAGGAGUUUUACACAAUGGCGUGGCUAAUAAGCAGGAUUGAUUCUUUCUCAUAGCAACUACCCUACUCCUGAGGCUGGCUUUCUGACUUAGUGGGGAAACACAGACUUACCGGCGAAGCAGUUACCAUUGCGGUGGAAGCAUUUGGAGGAAAUCUAAAGUUUCAGGUCCCUCAUUCAGUAAGGGAUGAAGCAUAAUGUCUUUGUUCUCUCAGCCUUUUUUCUUCUUAAGGCAAGGUCCCACUGAAUCCCUGACUGGCUGGAACUCAGAGACCUGCCUGCAUCUGCCCCCUGAGUGCUGGGAGCCAUGGGAUUAAAGGUGCAUUGUCCCAUCUGGCCUAAGCUUGUUUUGGAUCUUCUUUGUUUUCUUUUUAAAUUUAACACCUUAUUGUUCCAAAAAGUGAGAUGCUCUUACAUCAGAGCAUCAUUUAAUUUUCACCUAUGGAAGUUAAUAGUCUUUAAUUAUAGCAAACAUUUAUACAUAUUAUCAUUUAAGCUUUAUCUUGUACAAACCUCAUGACCUGGAAGACCUUUUGCAACAAACUUUCUGGUUUGGACGUUUCCUUCCCUUUUCUAUUUUAGGACAAUUCUUUCUUUUCAGGAAACAAAAAAAAUCUGUAUUUUAUAUUUUACAUCUAAAAAUCCUUUCUUAAAAAUAUUUUUUUCCAGUGGCGCACACCUGUGCAUUCGAGGCCAGCUUGGUCUACAAAGUGAAUUCGGGACAGCCAGUAAGGCUACACAGAGAAAAGAAACCCUGUCUUGAAAAGCCAAAAAAAAAAAAAGAAAGAAAGAAAGAAAAUCUUUAAAAAACCAUUUAUACCUUUCUCUCAUAUUUAAUGGUGGUUUUAUUUUUCUUAAAAAAUUUCUCAACUUAGGUAAUUUCCUUAUUAGGAAUAACUAUAUUUUAAUGAAAGCCCAGGAAGCUGUAUGUAUACAGAAAAAAAAGACAUUUUAUCCGAAAUAUCUAAUAAUAAUGACAAGCAAAAAUA
Molecule: messenger RNA, 6356 nt
Organism: Psammomys obesus (fat sand rat)
Lineage: Eukaryota; Metazoa; Chordata; Mammalia; Rodentia; Muridae
Gene: Slc4a1ap
Product: solute carrier family 4 member 1 adaptor protein
Exons: 14
Coding region: 3-2231 (742 amino acids)
Molecular function (GO): protein binding; mRNA binding
Source: RefSeq, a predicted model, not a curated record